Messenger RNA from Carassius gibelio (silver crucian carp), 1071 nucleotides. RefSeq lists its product as uncharacterized. NCBI's taxonomy places the organism in Eukaryota, Metazoa, Chordata, Actinopteri, Cypriniformes, Cyprinidae. The coding region runs from base 1 to 1071 and encodes 356 amino acids. The record is from RefSeq and is a predicted model, not a curated record. The transcript is spliced from 6 exons.
AUGCCAGAGCAGGAGAAAUCUUAUAGACUGUGUCCAGUCCGUGUUCUUCAGACUUACAUCCGCCGCACUAGCCAGUGGCGGAAUCUUGCUCUUAAUGCCUGGGUGGUGCAGUCCUCCUUAGGAAACUCACAGGGAGCUGCUGAACAUGCAGUAGAUGGAAACAGAGACUCAAAUUACGCGAAGGGCUCAUGCACCCUCACUAAAGUGGAGUUUAACCCAUGGUGGAGAGCUGACCUUGGAAACGUCUACAGUAUAAGCAAUGUUUCUAUCACUAAUCGUGGAGACUGUUGCAAAGAACGACUCCGAGGAGCUCAGAUUCGUAUUGGUAACAAGCUGGAGAACAACGGAAACAACAAUGAGCUGGCUGCAACUGUUCUUACUGUUCCUAAUGGCACAGUAACAUUUGUGUUUGAGCCGGUUAACGGACGAUAUGUCAACAUAUUUUUACCUGGGAACGAUGAAAUCCUUACUCUGUGUGAAGUCGAGGUGUUUGCAGGUGAGGGAGGGAAUCUUGCUCUUGGAGGCAAAGCUGUUCAGUCCACCACAAACAGUGGAUUAGGAGUUGCUCAAAAUGCUAUCGAUGGUAACAGACAGUCAAUUCAAGCGCUCGGGUCAUGCAGUGUGACUAACGGGGACAAGGACCCCUGGUGGAGAGUUGACCUGCUGGACGUCUACAGGGUAACCAGGGUUAGCAUCACUAAUCGUGGAGACUGCUGUGAAAAGAGGAUCGAGGGUGUUCAGAUCCGUAUCGGAAACAGCCUGGAGAAUAACGGCAACAAUAAUCUCCUGGUUGUGACUGUUGGGCCCAUCCCACUCGGAGACACAAAAACAUUUGAGUUUAAGCCUGUUAGCGGGCGAUACGUCAACCUUAUUGUGCCUGGACGCAAUGAAUACCUCACUCUGUGUGAAGUUGAGGUUUAUGCAGAAUUCGAUCAUGAGAAAGUACCUCCAGAGAAAGGAAGUGAAGCAGAUUUUGGAUUCAAACGUGCCUUGAUGCCUUGUAAUGCUGCCUUUGAAUGCAGUAUUUUAGAGUUUUCUGAUGCAGUCGUCUUCUGUCAGUUCUCUUUCUGA